Messenger RNA from Esox lucius (northern pike), 1279 nucleotides. RefSeq names its product galactose-specific lectin nattectin-like. Lineage: Eukaryota; Metazoa; Chordata; Actinopteri; Esociformes; Esocidae. Gene Ontology annotation, molecular function: signaling receptor activity. The transcript has 5 exons. Bases 452 to 979 code for a protein of 175 amino acids. The record is from RefSeq and is a predicted model, not a curated record.
AUCUUUAAAGAAGUGACAUGACAUCUGAGGAAUUCAGAAGUUGAGAGGCUAAUGUCUGGUCUUCAAUGACUAUUCCUGCCUGCUUCCCAACUGUGAACCCUAUUCCUUAUGUAGUACACUACUUCUGAUUGGGGUCCCUAGGGAGUAGUGUCCCUGGUCGUGUGCAGCUCUGAUCGGUAGUUGGGUGUUAAACAGGGGCUUGUGUGUUUGUAAAUCAUGUAUUUCUGGAGGUUUCGGUGACAUAUUAAAAUCAGAGGUCAGUGUUCAGCCAAUCUGAAGCCUGAGGUGACCAACUUGGUGCCCCCAGGAUGGAGUUUGAGGAAGAUGGUGUUAUAUUAACACCAGUAACAUACUUCAAUGUGUCCCUAAUGUCUCCCAAAGACCCAGAACUUCACAUGUUCCAACAGUUCAGACUCAACCAACACCUCUGUUCUGUCAGGAACUAAUCACCAUGGUGAUGUUGACCAUUCUGUUUCUAUGGUCAGCCUGUGUUCUGGGCCAUGUCUCUACAGCUCAUGUCUCCUGUCAACAUGGCUGGAAGGCCCAUCAGUCAAUCUGCUUCCAGUAUUUCAGUGCUCCAAUGAACUGGUCCGAAGCCCUGGACAACUGUUUAAAGCUUGGGGGAAACCUGGCCUCCAUCCACAGCCUGGCAGAGGAGCGCUUCCUGUUAUCCAUGAUAAGGAGUCACACUGGCAGUGACCUUGGCAUCACCUGGAUCGGGCGUCAUGAUGUUGGCUUGUUUUCCGAGAUGGAAUUCCAGUGGACUGACAUGUCAACAUCUGACUUCAGACCUGAAGUUCGACGUGAGUCCAUGAUGUCAGUGUACGGCCUUACCCUAGAAGAACCAGCUGGUGGUUCUCCACAAUGGUUCCCAGAGGCCAGCCAUCGACACCAUCCAUCGCUCUGCCAAAACAGACCAGAACAUAGUUCUACAAGAGAUCACACGUCCCUGUUACACUGCCUUAUUGGAAUAAUUUAACAUGUAAUAUCAGAUGGUCUUAUAUUGGUUGAACAGAUUUAAAUACUUUCAGAUUUAAAAUGGGCUUGAGGACCACACUAUUCCCAUAGAGUACCACUGUCCAUCUGGUGGUAGAAAUACAAAGUUCAUAGUGUUCUUGGUCACAAACCUCUCCCUAUGUGUUAUGGAAGACAAUGUACUACAUUUAACACACAUUUGUAUUUUCAUUGUGUGCAUUUUUACCUCAGAACUCAUUGCUACUAUCCUCUCAAGGGAGUUGCUUGUUCAUGAUGGCUUUGAGUUAACUCUAUAUAUUCUAGA